This is a messenger RNA of Cotesia congregata, 741 nucleotides long. The record is from the annotation of a GenBank genome assembly. NCBI's taxonomy places the organism in Eukaryota, Metazoa, Arthropoda, Insecta, Hymenoptera, Braconidae.
AUGAAGUUAAAAAUCGUUAUAGUUUUGACAUUCGCGCUUACAAUUGAUCCAAGUUACCAACUAGGAUUAAACCCCCUUGAAAGUGUCCAACAAAAGUUAGACGCGACGAUAGACGCCGCAAAGAUUCAACUUGACGAUAAUUUAACGGCGGCGAGGAGAAAAAUCGAUCAGGUUGCGGCUGGAUUAAAAGAAACCGCGGAAUCUGCUGGGCAGGUUGUUUACGAUCAAAUCCGCGGGUUUAUCGAUAAGUUUGACGAUCAAUUAAAAGAGCUCGAAAAAUCUUCAGGCCAAAUUGACGUCUCAGAUUGUAUGGCACUAGCAAGCCCCAAGGAUGCGAUAGCACUAGGGGCGAUGAUGAACGUGAGCACUUGUAUUAUUGACCAGCUCGAACUUGGAGAUGGAAUCCCUGAGAGCGUUUUCAAAGUUACAGGGGAGGUUCGUGAAAAUCUAACGAGUGUCCAACAAGAAUCUCAAAAGUGUUUUCAAGACGUAGGAUUUACCGCUGUUCUUAAAGCCACUGCAUGCGCUGCUAAAAUGACUGCAAAAGCAACCUGGAUAACAGCAAACAGUGUACCUGUGAUAUUAACAACUACUGUUAGCUUGACCAAUCAGAUGGAGAAGCUGCCAAUAAAUGUUCCCUCUUGUGCUGUAAACAGCGGAAUUGAAAAACUGCCAAUGAAAUAUGCCGAGCUUUAUGCUCAAGUUAAACAGUGCAUUGAUAGAAAAACCUCCCAAGCGUAG